Molecule: messenger RNA, 1537 nt
Organism: Seriola aureovittata
Lineage: Eukaryota; Metazoa; Chordata; Actinopteri; Carangiformes; Carangidae
Product: arrestin domain-containing protein 3-like
Exons: 6
Coding region: 154-1227 (357 amino acids)
Biological process (GO): protein transport
Cellular component (GO): cytoplasm; plasma membrane
Source: RefSeq, a predicted model, not a curated record
AUGCUACAAGAAAAACAGGUUUAGCAAGAGUUGCAUGCUUGAGACCACAUAUAAACAGUGUCGAGCAGCACCAUCCAGGGUUUUAGUAGGCUUGGUUUUCUUCUUGGUUUUACAGGAGAAUUUUAUUUUCCACGGUGUAUUUCUCUUUGGAGGAUGAAAAACCUCUUAAUUGAAUACGAUGCCAUCAACAGCGAGAACACCUUCACAAAUGGAGAUACCAUCAAUGGAAGAAUCAUUGUGGAGGUUUCUAAAGAAACUAAAAUCCAAUCACUUAUUUUUGUGGCAAAAGGAAAAGCUCGGGUUUGCUGGCAUGAACAUUACGGACAACAUCAACAUCAUGUUUACUGGUCUGAUGAGAAAUAUUAUGAAGUCAAACAUCAUAUCUUGAGGGAAGCGAGACAAGAUGGCACUGAAGUCAUUGGUAAAGGAAGACACGUAUUUCCCUUUUCCUUCAAGAUUCCUGACAGAAAAAUCCCAUCAUCCUUCAAAGCCUCCAUAGGCAAAAUUGUUCACAAGUUGAGGGCAGAGCUUAAACAAUCAAUGAAGCUGACAAAAACAGCCAAAGUCCACUUCACAUUUGUCUCCAAAGCAGAUAUGGAUAUUCCUGGGCUUAUGGAGCCUCAGUAUGGCAGCAAGGACAAAUCUGUCAAACUUUUUGGCUCAGGAAAUGUUUCAAUGGAUGUUCACACCAAGCGGAUGGGAUACAAGCAAGGUGAGGUAUUUCAAGUCAUAGUUGAAAUCAGCAAUCGCUCAAGCCGUACAGUGAAGCCCAAGUUCAUGCUGUAUGAGAAAAGGAGUUUCUUUGCCCAGGGUCGCAGGAGAGUUUGCACAAACGAGAUCCUUAAGGAGAAGAUUGAGGCUGUUGCAUCCUCUAGCAAAGAGACUGUGACCAAGGUGAUCUCCAUCCCCAGAGAACUAGCUCCCUCCAUCUUGAACUGCUCCAUCAUCAAGCUGGAGUACAGGCUGAAGAUCCAGCUGGAUAUCAAAUGUGCUAUUGACCCUCAGAUCAAACUCCCUAUAGUUGUCCUGCCUGAGGUUCCUGUUUUGAAACAACUACCUGCUCCUGCUGGCUUUGCAUUUGAAGCAUUUGGGAACCCAAACCAACCGACCUGGAGCACCAUGCCACAGCAAGCAGGAGCCCAACCUGUGGAUCUCCCACCUCCCUAUGGAGCACAUGCACUGUAUCCCUCCUUUACUGAUUCUGAAAAAAAUAACACUGCAUGGUAAAUACCUGCCUUAAGAGUAUGUCCCCAAAUUAGCAUUGUACACCUGGCACUACAUCACAGCUUCAUCCUGCAAGGCUGAGCUUAACUACUUAGAAUUCAAACCUUUGUAUUAGUAUUGUAUUUUUUAAAUGUCAAUGAAAAAUAGUACAUAAAGUAUAUUGUAGUUAUAGUAGUUGGAUACUGUAUGCACUCCUUAUGGAGCACAAAGUGUUGAGAGAUAAUUAGAAAAAUGAAUUGCAAAUGAUAAAUUGUGUAAAAUAUAUAAAUGAAUCAAAUUGUAAAAUAAAAAAAUAAAUACUGUAAUACUAUAA